AUGAUCGCUUUUUGGUGUUUUUCUUUUUCUUUUAAUUAACCAACUAUUUCUCACCUUGAUUGUAAAAUCUUUUUGGUACAUAGAGUAAAUCGUCAACCUGUAAAGUGAAUUAGAAUCUUUUCUUAUACAUAAACAUCAACAAAAUUUCAAAUCAGCCAACAAAUUUUCAUCUUUUUGUCUACAACAAAGGAGAUAAACCAAAAGUAUCCAAUGAGUUGUUAUUUAGGAUAAUUUUGAUUCUCUCUUUGUCUAAUUAUUUCUGUUUUAAUUGUGCUUUUUACUGUUUAACUAUUGGUGUUAUUAGAAGGUUUAGAAUGUUGAUUAAUUAAAUCUACUCAUUCACACAGUAGCUGUUAACUAAUCCUUGGUACCAUUUAAAUCUUGUUGAUAUGUCGACCACCAAUAAGAAGAAAAAAUUUUUCAACAAAAGUCAAGAUUCAGUGAAAAAAACUUACUUCAAUGCUCGGAAUUUUUUCAAAUCAGAUUUUGAUGAAAGUGGUUCAACCUUAGGUGGUGAUGAAUAUGGUUCAUUUGAUAAAUCCCAUAAGAACAGUAGUAGUAGCGGUAAAUCAUCAACCUCUGGUUUAUAUGAAUCAUCUUGCUCCUCUUCUUCUGGUAAUAACACUGGUGGAAAUGGUAACGGUGCUGGUGGCUCAUUAAAUUCAACUCGAAACGGUACUUCUUCUUCUUCCCAUCAUUCAUCCUCCCAUGAUCCAACAUCUUCACAAACCUCAUCGUCAACCUCAUCUUCAUCAUCUUAUCGUCACCAUUCUCAUACAUACCAAUCACACUCUUCUUCUCAUCAUGAAAAUGAUGAAGAUGAUUAUAUUAGAUUAAGAAGAGUUAAAAAGGCUCAUCAAUGUGCUGAAUUGGGUGAAAGGGAAGAGUUUGAUGGUGAUAUUAAAUUUUAUCUUGAUGGACUGAGCCGUGUUAAUAAUAUUAAUACAAGGUGUCUAAGUAUCCUUGGUCUGGCUAAUCAGUGUCAACGAGCUGAAUUCAGAAUGCAUCUUCGAGCUCAUGAUGACAUGCCAAAGAUAAUUAGUGCCUUAAUGGAUGGUUGUUCAAAUCCUAAUUUAGCUCUUUGUACCUCAGCUCUUAUGUAUGUUUAUAAUCAAGAUCGGAUGACCAUGGACAUAGACCCAAAUGCUUUGAGUUUAAUGUUGGAACUUUUGGAAACUCGAACCGACGAGGAAGAAGAUAGUGUUGAUAAAAAUUACAAAGAAAAAGUGAAAAAAUUAUGCGAAGAGAUGAAAACCAAAGGCCAUGGAAAAUUUCUCAAUCUAAACAAUAUAACAGCCGGUAAAUUGGCAUUGGAAGCUUUACUUGGUUUAACAUCUAAAAGAGCAAGUGAAUGGUGUAAAGAAGAAUUGAGAAAUCUUAAAGGAAUUGAUUUCCUAUGUAAUCAAAUUAUCGAAGAAUCAACCAGUUUAAUUCGUGAUGAUAUUGUCUGGGAGGAAGAGAUUGUGGAUAAAGGAUUACUUCAUAAAAUUGAGAGAACCUUAAAGGUUAUCGAGAAUGUUACAUUUAUGAACCAAGAGAACCAAAAUUAUAUUAUUGAAUAUCAAGGAGGUAAAUUUAUCCGUCGCUGUAUUGAAUUAAUCAAAUAUCUCAAGAACAGUAUAAUCUUCAUAACGGAAUCCCAAUCCCAAUUGUCCACUCUAUUGUCCAUAUUGAGAGUAUUAACCAACCUUACCUCAGAAUCAAGUGAAGGUUGUUACAAAGUUGGCUCAUUUACCGGAUUAUUUCAACUUCUAUUGGAAUGUUUAUUUGAACUACCUUCAUUUACUGUUCCAGAUUCUCGAUUUGACCUAAUAGUACUUUUAUUGUGCCUAGAGAUCAAUUUUGUUGAAUACUGUGUAAACAUAAGAGAAGAGCUAAUGGAUAGCGCUUUCAAGGUUAAACGUUUAAUCGCUAUAUUUGAAGAGAGAUGCGAAGAAGCCGAAAAAACCGAUAAAGAAGCCGACCUUUUACUGGAUUCACACCAAGACAAACCACUGACCGAAGCCAUGCAAGAUACACUAUUAAAUCAGGUUCUAGCUCAAUCUGGUAAACACAUGGAACAUUGUAUAAUAGCUGCCUGCAUAUCAUUACUCAUUGGUUGCGGUAUAAAGGAGAAUAUGCAGUAUUGCGACAUGAUUAAGAAUUUUCUACCUUCUCAAGGAUUUGAGAAAAUGAUUGAUGUUCUCACCAAGCUUCAUGAAUUUACUCAUUUAGCCGACAUAAUGACCCCAAGUGGAGUUAGGAGGGUGGAAAGAAUCUUAGCUCUUUUUAAAUCAACCAAAACAACAGAGAAUUCGUCAAAUAACUCUACAGAAGAAGAUAAAGAUGAAGAUCCAGACCCAGAUACUGAUUCAUGAGAAUAUCCAUCGUCCAAGGAGUAUAUUCACCUACUAAAAUCUCCGUCUUUUUCCUCUCCCUUUUCCUCUGGUCUUCUUCUUUCACUCUCUCUCUCUCUCUCUUUUGUUUCUCUCCAUGUAUUUUUCUUUCUUUACCCUUUGUGAUCGCUUUAUGAUUAUCGAAGAUCCUAUCAUUCACCCUAUCUACUACAGCCUAAACUCUAUUUCUUUUCCCUUGCGAAUUAAUUCGCAGAAAAAAACAACUUGAAUCAGCUGAUUACCGUAUGGAUUUAACAUUUUACCUGGGACAUCCUAUUGUACUUUAAAGUGUAAACUGUUUUCUUACAAUGAUUACAAAGACAACAAAGAAACAUUUAUAUACCACCGUUAUCACCUCAUGGUUUCCAUGUGAUUCAUAAUAUGAUCCAAGAAAUUGAACAAUCAAUCGACGGAGCUCAAGGAAAAAAAUCUUCCAAAAAUGUAAACCAACAAGAGAAAAAUAUUCAACACGAGAUAAUAUUCUGAGAAUCAUCUGUUAAUUGGUUGGAUUCAUCAAAUAAUAAUAUUGGAAAACAAAGGAAAUGAAUUAUAUACCCGAUCCAAAUUUUUCUCUUUCCCUGCUCUCACUUUCUUUCUAUUCUCUUCCUCUCUCUUCCUUCCUUUCUCUCUCUCUCUUUCUUCAAGAUAUCAAUGUAAAAGAAGAAUACUUUUCAUUCAAUGAGCUAUGGAUGAUAAUUAUACCAAUCGAUUGUGAAACAUCCCUAGAAAAAGGAAGAAGAGGAAGAGAAUAAGAAUCUUUUUCUACCUUUUCUUUUCAUUCUA
Messenger RNA from Panonychus citri (citrus red mite), 3158 nucleotides. RefSeq names its product wings apart-like protein homolog (gene wapl). Gene Ontology annotation, biological process: regulation of chromosome condensation. Bases 390 to 2357 code for a protein of 655 amino acids. Lineage: Eukaryota; Metazoa; Arthropoda; Arachnida; Trombidiformes; Tetranychidae. The transcript is spliced from 4 exons. The record is from RefSeq and is a predicted model, not a curated record.